Messenger RNA from Oreochromis niloticus (Nile tilapia), 1456 nucleotides. RefSeq lists its product as uncharacterized. Gene Ontology annotation, biological process: response to bacterium. The record is from RefSeq and is a predicted model, not a curated record. Bases 111 to 794 code for a protein of 227 amino acids. The transcript is spliced from 6 exons. NCBI's taxonomy places the organism in Eukaryota, Metazoa, Chordata, Actinopteri, Cichliformes, Cichlidae.
CGCAUUUAGCUUUGAAAGCAACACAAAACUCCCACCUCUAUCACAUUUAUCACACUGAGAGCACCCUUCCUGGUGAACACACCAUCUGCGGACAUUGCAGGGCAGCAGUCAUGUGCAGGAUGAUGAACGUGAUAACAGCUUUAGCUCUUUCUUGUUUCUUUUCAGGCUGGAUUGCUGUCUCAGGUUCUGAGUUUCAGACCUCAGAGGUGCAGGCAGGUGAAAAUGUCACUCUGCAGUGCAACAAGAUUUACACAUAUGACGUUCAGACUUUCUGGUUCAGACUGGUCAACGGAACCACAGUCAACUCUAUCGCUUUUAUGCAAGCGUAUAGUUCAAAUGUUAACUACAAUGAUGGAUUUAAAAAUGGAAAAUUUGAAAUGACACAAAACACCUCUGAUGUCUUUCUCAAAAUCAAACAAGUGGAUGUGUCUGACUCUGGGCUGUAUUUCUGUGGAUUUGUCUCAGAAGGACGUCUCAAUGUAACCGUCAUGCAAUUAAAGGUUGGAGGCACUGAUGAGCCUCAGGAUGACAUGGACUGCAUCUCUAAACAGGCUCACGAAGUAGCAAAGCUGACGAGUGUCACCCUGGGUGUUCUGUCUGUUUUCCUCUUAAUGCUCAUCACUGGUCUGGCUGUUCAAAACAUGAAAUUUCAAAAAGCAAAUAAAGAAGAACAGAAUCCAGAACAGAGCACGAAUCAUGGAUCUGAUGAGGUGAACUAUGCUGCAGUGACAGUUCGACCAAAACCAAAAAGAAGAGAGAUCGAGACGAAUGUGAUCUAUGCUUCCACCAGAUAGAAUCAGCAGGCGACUUGAACUGACUGAUGAUGUUAUCAUGACUUAUUGGGGAAAUGAAAAACUCUUGUUAAAAAAAUUAAACUAACUUUGCUGUGACGAACCAAUGCUGACUGAAUUUUGUAUGUGUUUUCCUGUUAAUUCUAAGUACUUACUUCGUCCAUCAAAGUCUAUUUAGCCAAACAAACAUGUGACAUGAUUGUUAAUGAAAUGGAAAUCUGCACACGACCUGAACAGAAACAGUCGAUACUUGGUGACUACAAAUGUUCUUGAAAAAUAAAGACUACAUUCAUGUGGGACAUGGAUAUAACUGUGACUGGAUACUGUAUGAAUUAUCUUAUGCUAUUAUAAGUCUUGAUCAAAAGACAAAACAACAGAAAAUUAUACUUCCUCUUCCUGCAAAAGACCUUCAGUUUUUUAUUACUGCUGACUACACAUGUGAAACAUUUCCUCUGGUUGAAAUCUUGCUAUCUAUGCAGAUAAAAAUCAGCUGAGUUUUCUCAGCUUGUCCUUGUUGGUGGUGACUUAGCAAGAGUUCUGGCAGCUUCCAUUUUUGUUUACCGAAAAUUAGCCUCAAGAUCAAUAAAUUGGUGAUGGUUUCAGUUGACUUAUUUUACUUAUUGUAUUAUCAAUCAUAAAAAACUGAAUAUUGGCUAUGAAUAUUC